AUGGCCAACAUGCUCAAACGCGGCAACCACGCGGACGAUAGAGAAGCAAAGAGACAAGGGGGUGGUGAUCAAGUCCAGACUGGCGCAGAGCCACAGAAGAAAAGGUUCACGCAUGAGGACUACACAGUCGGAUGGGUUUGCCCUCUGGAGGUCGAGCUCACUGCGGCGCUGCAAAUGCUGGAUGAGGAACACGAGCCGCUAGGCCAACCUUCCACAGACCACAAUCUCUACCAUCUUGGUAGUGUCGCAGGUCACAAAGUCGUCAUUGCUGGAUUGUGGCAAGCUGGGAACAACCCGGCCACAGCAGUGGUGACGCAGAUGCGUAUCCGAUUCCCCAACCUUCGCUUUGCUCUGUUGGUCGGUAUAGGAGGCGGCGUGCCAACGAUAACUGAACAUGGCAUGCUGCGCCUUGGGCAUGUGGUUGUGAGCCAACCUGUCGGGCCAUUUUCGGGAGCGAUACAGUAUGACCAUGGGAAGGCGAGAGAUGGGGUAUUUGAGCGGACUGGGGCAUUAGCUCCACCACCUGUAGUUCUUCUCCUUGCUGCGCGAUCGCUUGCUGCUCAGCGUGCUCGAUCAGAUACAGACCCUAUUAUGAAGAAUGUUCAACGCGUAGACACAAGCAAGCCCCAGCUGCGACGGUUCGAGUUCCCUGGUAUCGAAAAUGACAAGCUAUUUCCGGCUGAUUACAAGCAUCCCUGCCCUGGACUGUCCUGCGAAGAGAGUGGAUGUGACACAGCACACAUUAUAAAACGCGAGAUAGGUGAAUUUGAUGAACCCAUUGUGGUACACCGAGGUACCGUGGCGUCUGGAGAGCUUAUGCUAAAGGACAGUGCACUGAGGGACAAGCUCGCCAAGGAAUACGGGGCCCUCUGUUUCGAAAGAGAGGCUGCCGGAGCAAUGGCCGACUUCCAUUGCCUUGUCAUUCGAGGUAUUUCACACUACUGCGAUUCGCACAAUAACGACCAGUGGGAUGGUUUCGCAGCGGCGGCAGCUGCAGCAUAUGCUAGGCAGCUGUUCUUCCACAUGCCGAUUGAUGAAGUGAAACUGCAAACCAUCGUUCCAAGUACUGAUCCUGGGUUCCAGAUGUUGGUUCAACGCAGUCAUGACAAGGAACGGCAACUGAUUGCUAGCUGGCUUUGCUCAACAGACUAUGCAUCACAGCAAAGUGCAAAUUUACGUGAGCGACAAGACGGAACUGGACAGUGGAUAUUUGAAACUGAUGAGUUCCGUCAAUGGGACAGGGAGAAGGGGGUCCUUUUCUGCCCUGGCAUUCCUGGCGCCGGAAAGACGAUACUGACAUCCAUUGUGGUUGACUACCUUCGAAAAAAGCAUGGAACAAACGAUGAUGUUGUUUUUGCUUACAUCUUCUGCAAUUUCCAGCAGCAAGAAAGCCAGAAGUUAGACAUCAUACUGGCAAAUAUCCUGGGGCAGCUCAUACGAGGCCUGUACCACAUCCCGGAGGAUAUCCAAACGUUCUAUGAGACAUAUCAGCGAAAUGGAAUGCAACCACAGCUCGGAGACAUUCUGGAGAUGCUGGAUGUAGCUUCAGGGUUAUAUUCACACGUUUAUAUGAUCAUUGACGCAUUGGACGAGUGCUCGGACUCUGACGGGACGCGGACCCAUCUGAUUUCCCAUAUCCUCGACCUCCAACGACAUUUCAAUAUUAGCUUCAUGGCAACUGCUAGGUUUAUUCCGGGAAUUACCUCGAAGUUCCAAAAUUUUCCUUCGGUGGAGAUCCGAGCUAGUGACGCAGACGUGAAACGAUAUGUUGAGAGCAACCUACCCUCCAUCGUGAGAAGAAAGCCAGAUAUCCAUGACCUUGUCAUUUCGGAAAUUAUUAAGAAAGUCGAUGGAAUGUUUUUGCUCGCCAGAGUGUAUCUUGAUUCCCUCAAGGGAAAAUGUAGUAUCACAGCUAUAAAAGAGGCCCUCAACAAAUCCAAGACUGGGUGGGAGGCAUACGAACAUGCGUAUGAGAAGGCAAUGAAGCAAAUCCAGCAACAAAUAGGAGACCGAGCUGAACUCGCAAAGCGAGCAUUGGCUUGGCUUACCUUUGCGCGGCGCGCUCUUACACUGACAGAACUCCAGCAUGGUCUUGCUGUUGUGGUUGGAGAAAGUUCAUUUAAUGAAGAAAACUCGCCAGACGUGGAGGAGAUGAUCUCUUCCUGUUCGGGACUGAUCACAUACAAUGAGAAGAAUCAUAUCAUCAGCUUGGUUCACUACACAACGCAAGAAUAUCUGGAGAGGACAUGGGCAUCUUGGUUCCCAAACGCCCAUAGCGCUAUCGGCGAGGUAUGCGUCACCUAUCUUUGUUAUGAUGAUUUCGAAGCCGGGGGAUGUGGGUGCGAGGAUAAUUACGAAGAAAGGUGUCGGAAAUACCCUUUGUAUGCAUAUGCAGCGGAAAGCUGGCUGUAUCAUGCCAGGAAACAACCUCUCAAUCACUCCCUCGUCGGGAAACUGUUGAUGAGUGACCAGAAGUUCGACGCUUGGGUCCAGGGUCUAAAAGAGGAAACGACACCUCUUCACCUGGCGGUUGAGUUAGGCCUUGAGGACGAGGCAGAGGCGCUGCUCAUGGACGGCCAUGAGGUUAAUGCAAGAGACCGGCGUUUGUCCACUCCCUUCCAAAUCGCCGUCGAGAAGGGUCAUGAAAGGCUGAAAAUGCUUCUACAUCGGUAUGGGGCGAGGCCUGUGGCGGACAUGUUUACCGCGGCUAGAAUUUGGGAUGAAUCCAAGGUCAAGUACUUCCUUGAACGCGGAGUAGAUGUGAAUCUCAAAGACGAUCUUGUCUGGACAUCGCUGGCCGACGCUGGAGCGAACACCACCACCUACGGCCUCACCCCACUGUGCUUAGCAGCGAAGAAUGGUCAUCAGGCGGUGGUUCGACUCUUGCUCAAUGAGGGUGCGAGCCCAAAUCUUCCAGACGAAAACGGCACUACUCCACUAAUGCACGCCUUAGCAGAAGGCCAUAGCGAAGUAGUGGGCCUCCUUCUUGAAGCAGGCGCGCAAAGAGAUUCGAUUUCGAAAAGUACCACCGUUGCACGUGUAGGAAGAGACGUCCGGGAGAGCAGUCCGUUAGAAGUCGCUGUUGAGAACAACAAGAAGGCUGUGAUUCGAAACCGCUUGGCGCACGGUGCCAAUUCCAAUCUCCAGGUCAGGGAGUCCGCUUUAUCAUGGGCAAUCAAUAACAGAGACAGAGAGGCUGCCUAA
Molecule: messenger RNA, 3204 nt
Organism: Aspergillus fischeri NRRL 181
Lineage: Eukaryota; Fungi; Ascomycota; Eurotiomycetes; Eurotiales; Aspergillaceae
Product: Pfs, NACHT and Ankyrin domain protein
Exons: 4
Coding region: 1-3204 (1067 amino acids)
Biological process (GO): nucleoside metabolic process
Molecular function (GO): protein binding; catalytic activity
Source: RefSeq, a predicted model, not a curated record